Molecule: messenger RNA, 877 nt
Organism: Thrips palmi
Lineage: Eukaryota; Metazoa; Arthropoda; Insecta; Thysanoptera; Thripidae
Product: coiled-coil-helix-coiled-coil-helix domain-containing protein 10, mitochondrial-like
Exons: 4
Coding region: 166-648 (160 amino acids)
Biological process (GO): mitochondrion organization
Cellular component (GO): nucleus; mitochondrion
Source: RefSeq, a predicted model, not a curated record
CUGCUCAUGACGUCACCUCCGAUUCGGAGAGGAGAAAAAAAAUAUCGUCCGGUGAUCGAAGUGCCGUCUCUCUCGUGCAGUGUACUCCGUGCAACAGAACCAUUCGAUUGGUAAACUUUGAUAUAUCUUGAUUGCACCACUUAGGUCGCACAUCAAUAAUUUAGAAUGCCAAGAAGGGGGUCAGCGUCACCCAUGAGGAGGUCCCCCACAAGGGCUCCUCCUCCACCGCCUCCAGCUAGGCCUGCUGCCCCCGCGCCGCCUCCGCCAGGGGCAGGGGCAGGCACUGGAGCAGGAGCCGGAGCAGGCGCUGCCACUUCUGGCGGACCAUCGCUCAUGGGACAGAUGGCUGCAACUGCAGGCGGUGUUGCUGUUGGCUCUGCCAUUGGUCAUGUUGCUGGUCAUGCACUCACUGGCAUGUUCAGUGGAGGAAGUGAUUCUCAACAAGCCCAGCCUGCCCCUGCAGCUCAGCCCCAAUACAACCAACAGUAUGCCCAAGCUGGUGGUGGUGGUUCAGAGCCCAGUGGACCGUGUGCUUGGGAAAUAAAGCAGUUCCUACAGUGCGCUCAGGGCCAAACUGACCUCUCAUUAUGCGAAGGAUUUAAUGAAGCACUCCGCCAAUGCAAACAAAACAAUCGCAUUGCAAUGUAGUAAUAUAUAGAUAAAUAAUCUGUGAUUAGAAAAUUUAAAUUCUGCUCUUUUAAGAUCAGAAAAUGUGAGGCACACCGUCAUAGAAAGUCUAUUGGAUCCUCUUCAAAUUUACAAUGGGACAUGUUAAAAUUCAUAUCUAGUUCUUCAAAAGAAAAAAGCAGUGUGCCACUGUUUGUGCAUUUUACUGUAUUGUGGAAAUAUAUUAUUAGAACUUAAUUUUUCAAAGGAA